Esox lucius (northern pike) is the source of this 2516-nucleotide messenger RNA. RefSeq names its product abhydrolase domain containing 4, N-acyl phospholipase B. Gene Ontology annotation, cellular component: lipid droplet. The record is from RefSeq and is a predicted model, not a curated record. Lineage: Eukaryota; Metazoa; Chordata; Actinopteri; Esociformes; Esocidae. The transcript has 8 exons. Bases 475 to 1602 code for a protein of 375 amino acids. Gene Ontology annotation, molecular function: phosphatidylcholine lysophospholipase A1 activity.
CUUCAGCUUUGUGUUUCUUCUUGGUUACAGCAUGUAAACCAGCAUAGAGUAAAUUAAUUUACUAAAAAAAUAACGUACAUUUGGCAUAUCUAUGUUUAAUGAAAGUUUUUUUUUCCCUCCAUGACAUUGAUGAUACACAUUUGAGGUUCAUUCAUAACAUACAAAACGUACAAUUGCUGUGCACACGAAAGUGGGAUAUACCGCGGAUUUAAAUGUCAGACUAUAGUGCUAAUCAUACUGUAGGACGAAACGCCACCCUCGUAUGGAUCAGCUGACUGCGGAAUGUUGGCGUUACAAAACAUUGAACACCGAUGUCUGACACUUUGGUCGCCCGGAGAGCAUUGAGACGGACUGUGACGAAUGCAACGGCAAAGCAGAUGUAACCGGGUCUUCGAAAUCUAGGAAUUUUUGACGUAUGUUAAAGCUUGUAGAUCACUAGUAUAGCUUUUUUUGUCGAUAUCGGAGUAUGUCAUAAUGGAUCCCACAGUAGCUCCGAUGCUAAACGAACCCGAGACCGAGCCAAGUUCGUGGUGGGGCUGGUGGCCAUCCUGGCGUCCAACUUCCAUGUCCCGUCUAAAGAGCACUGAGGCCAAGAUCCUUUCCCGUAUACAGAAUGACCUGUGGUCCCGGUAUGUCACAUUACCCAACCAGGACAGGAUAUGGACACUAACACUGACCAACAAGACUGCCCGUAAAGCUGCUGAGCAUGGCCAAAUGUUACCUUCCCCCAUAGCUCCUAAGAAGACUCCUCUGGUGAUGGUCCAUGGGUUUGGAGGAGGCGUGGGACUGUGGAUCCGUAACCUGGAUGCUCUGAGUGGCUCUCGGCCUGUGCACGCCUUUGACCUCCUGGGUUUCGGACGGAGCUCUCGACCAGGCUUCCCCACGGACGCUGCCCUGGCGGAGGAGCAGUUUGUCAAGUCUAUUGAACUGUGGAGGGAAUGUGUAGGUCUAGAGAACAUGAUCCUACUGGGACACAGCCUGGGAGGAUACCUGGCUACGUCCUACGCCAUCCAACACCCUUCUAGGGUGACUCACUUGAUCCUGGUGGACCCUUGGGGUUUCCCUGAGCGCCACCAGCCAGGGGUGGAGAACCCAGACAGACAGGGUCCAGACGUGGUGAAGAGGCCCCCCCUGCCUCGGUGGGUGAAGGUUCUGGCCUCGGUCGUCUCCCUCUUCAACCCUCUGGCUGUCAUCAGAGCAGCAGGCCCCUGGGGUCCUGGUUUGGUGAAUAGAUUUCGUCCAGACUUUAAGAGGAAAUUUGAGGAGCUGUUUGAUGAUGACACCAUGACCCAGUACAUCUACCACUGUAAUGCACAGAAUCCCAGUGGGGAGGUAGGCUUCAGGGCCAUGUCAGAGUCCCUCGGCUGGGCUAAGAGGCCCAUGUUGCAGCGGGUUCACCUGCUGCCCCCCUCCAUGCCCCUCACCCUCCUGUACGGGGCAAGGUCCUGGGUAGACAGCGCCUCUGGAGAACAGGUGGCCAAAAUCAGAGGCCGGACAGCCACACGCACUGUGAUGAUCGACGAUGCCUCUCACCAUGUCUAUGCUGACAAACCAGAGGACUUCAACAGAGUGGUCCGGAAUAUAUGUAACCUGGUGGAUUAAGAACGACUGACAAACCAAGAAGAUGAGUGUGUCUUCUUGGUUUAACGUCUAAGCACUUACAAUCAGAUGAUUGCGUAGACAUGGGUCCAUGUUGUACAGGCCAGUUUCACUACGCUCUGAUUAGUGGACACCAGUUGGCUGACUGGUUAUGGACAUGCCUGUGAGCUGACUGUCUUGACCUGACUGCCUGGGAGACCAGACCCCGCAUCAGGUCUACUGUCCAGGUUGACAGAUUCAAGCACUUAUUCAGUUGUCCAUUUUCAUCCAAACUGUUUCGGUAAGAAUGGCAAGGAGUUUUUCCUUUUUGACUGCAACAUGUUUUUCAUGGAUAUACAAGGUCACUUCAGCUGUUUUUAUUGUCAGGAAAAACAUGUUUUUUUACAUCUUGUUGUGGAUAAUUAGCAAUAUGAGUCUGGGUGAAGUGCUUAAUAUGUAAGGUUUGUAGUACAUAUUUAAACUAUUAUAUUUCUGUUUUUCAGUAACUAUGGCGAAUGCCAAUGAGGCUCACUUUUAUAAGGUGAACAAGGUUUAAAUGUGAUUGUAAUUUCAAUGACAUCUUAUGUAGCCAGUUUCACUGGUCUGUGCCACUAUGUGUAAUUUCUCUGACAUCUAUCUGGUCAUUCCACUAUCAAAGUGCUUUCUGUAGUAUACUAGUAUUUUAUACAAAUGUAUAUGAUAAACAUGACUGUCGCUUUUGUUCUGUCAGUGGUCUGCCUCUGUUUACCAUGUCCAUUAAGAGAAUUCAAGCGUCACUCCCAAUUUUUUUUGUUUCUUGACAUUGUAAAUGGUUUGUUGGUCUGUGUAUUUGGUUUAGUUAUCCAGUUAUCUCCAGAAUCUGACCUAAGGAUUCUUGUGUUGUAGAAUGUCUAUGCUCUGGGAAGCUGAAAUUCAUAAAGAUGCAUUUCUCAACAUGA